Umbelopsis ramanniana AG is the source of this 1511-nucleotide messenger RNA. RefSeq lists its product as uncharacterized. The transcript is spliced from 5 exons. The coding region runs from base 58 to 1131 and encodes 357 amino acids. Gene Ontology annotation, biological process: signal transduction; activation of GTPase activity; regulation of fungal-type cell wall organization. Lineage: Eukaryota; Fungi; Mucoromycota; Umbelopsidomycetes; Umbelopsidales; Umbelopsidaceae. Gene Ontology annotation, cellular component: cell cortex. Gene Ontology annotation, molecular function: GTPase activator activity. The record is from RefSeq and is a predicted model, not a curated record.
ACCUCUCCAUUCCAACUAAAAAAGUUAGGGCACCUUUUCCCUCUUUUAUCUUUCGAAAUGGAGAUGCCACAACCCAAAGACAAAGAAGGCUCUAAUGCUUUCAGAUCUUGGUGGCGGAAGGUUACCACGGCCAACAACCCACAACAAGUUCCUCAACAACAGCUAGUUUUUGGAGUUCCUUUGACCGAGAGCAUUCAAUAUGCUCACGCAGCCAUAGCCUAUGUGGAUUGCAAUGUACAAUAUGUGGGAUUUGUUCCUUGCAUUGUUGCCAAAUGUGGCUCCUUUUUGAAAGAUCGAGGGCUCUAUACAGAGGGUAUUUUCCGGAUGUCCGGCAGUGCAAGGAGGAUAGGUGACCUGCAGCGGAUAUUCGAUACACCUCCGGAUUACGGGAGUCAGUUGGAUUGGGAAGGCUUCACCGUUCACGACGCUGCCAGCGUACUUCGACGGUUUCUCAACUACUUACCUGAGCCUGUCAUUGUGUCGAGCUUUUACCAAGUAUUUCGUGACGUGAUUGAUCAACCGAUAAGUGAGCAAGAAAAAGUGGAGGCUUACCAGGGACUAUUGGAUCAACUGCCACAAGAUCAUCAAUACCUCUUGUUAUAUCUAUUGGACCUCAUGGCCCUUUUUGUACAAAAUCAGAAAACAACUCGUAUGGAUGCUUCCAACCUCGCGUCAGUAUUCACGCCCGGCAUUUUAUGUUCUUCUGAGCAUGCUAUGAACCCUGCCCAUUACAAGACUUCGCAAAGGGUCAUACAGUUCCUGAUAGAACACCAUGAACAUUUCAAUAUGCCGAAGAAGGCUUGGUAUGUUUUGGACAAUAAAAACCCAACACCAGAUUCCACUACAACGAGCAAUGAUAGCCAGUCACAACCAAGCACGUUACCCCAAAGACGCGGGACUCCAUUGGAUAUCUACCGCAAACAACAGCAUGAGCUUAAUCGACUAUCCUUUGCCAGCUCAACUGGCUCUAUUGGCGGCGAAGAAAGGAAAGCGAAAGCACUCAGCCGAUCUCGUACGGUUCCAUCAAAACGCGCGAGGUUUGGAUCGCAUGAUCCACUACAAGUAGUUCAGCUCAGCAACGGACCACGUAGCGAAGGCACAUCACCCAAAAUCACAGGGCAAUCAUCAUAGGCAACCCUAUCCUAACAGCCAUGUACAUAAAUAUUCUUCAUCAAUGCUGCUUAUUUUUUUCUUUCUGAAAAUUCUCAAUCAUAUCUACUUUCAUUAUCUCAGUACAUUACCCAAUGAUUAAACAAAACACCUCUCCCUACAUUUUAUCUUUUCAGCGAAGCAUUGAAAAUGUUUAAUUUGUUGAAAGCAAAAAGUUUGGCUAUGCGGACGGCCUCAAUCAUAUUACUUACAUAAUUGAGCUCUAUACACUUGAUACCUUAGUACCAUAAAUUAUAAGAAGUCAGUGCGAAGCGCUUGCCAAGAAAGGUUCGUCAUGAAAUGAGAAUUGUAGACGCACAAAUAUCAAUUUCUUGGCUUAGUAAGGAAGGACACUAUACAUG